Molecule: messenger RNA, 907 nt
Organism: Leptosomus discolor (cuckoo roller)
Lineage: Eukaryota; Metazoa; Chordata; Aves; Leptosomiformes; Leptosomidae
Source: RefSeq, a predicted model, not a curated record
AAGCUCGAGGGCUCCAGGUGCCGGGGGCAGCUCCUCAUCUUCGGAGCCACCAACUGGGACUUGAUCGGCCGCAAAGAAGUGCCUAAGCAGCAGGUUGCAUACCGUAAUCUGGGCCAGAACCUGUGGGGGCCGCACAGGUACGGGUGUCUCUCAGGAAUUCAGGUGCGCAGCGUGGUGUCGGGCCCCUGCGCCGCUCACAGCCUGCUCAUCACCGCCGAGGGCAAGCUCUGGAGCUGGGGUCGCAAUGAAAAAGGCCAGUUGGGACACGGCGACACGAAGCGGGUGGAAGCCCCGAAGCUCAUCGAGGUGCUGGGGGGCGAAGCCAUCGUGCUGGCAGCCUGCGGCCGCAACCACACCCUGGCGCUCACAGGUAUUGGUUCUCCCCGCCUCGCUUUGGGGCAAAUUGUCUGAAAUCGGCCCGUUUUGCCCCCAAAACCCACCCAGAUCAUGUACAACGGGCAGCCCAUCACCAAACUGGCGUGCGGGGCCGAGUUCAGCAUGAUCAUGGAUUGCAAAGGAAACCUCUACUCCUUUGGGUGCCCCGAGUACGGGCAGCUGGGGCAUAACUCGGACGGGAAGUUCAUCGCCCGGGCGCAGCGCAUCGAGUACGACUGCGAGCUGGUGCCGCGCCGCGUGGCCAUCUUCAUCGAGAAGACCAAAGAUGGGCAGAUCCUGCCCGUCCCCAACGUGGUGGUGCGGGACGUGGCGUGCGGGGCCAACCACACGCUCAUCCUGGACUCGCAGAAGCGCGUUUUCUCCUGGGGCUUUGGGGGCUACGGGCGGCUGGGCCACGCCGAGCAGAAGGACGAGAUGGUGCCUCGCUUGGUCAAGCUCUUCGACUUCCCCGGGCGCGGGGCGGCGCAGAUCUACGCCGGCUACACGUGCUCCUUCGCCGUCAGCGAGAUAG